GCAGCAGGAUCCUGAUUGAUCUGUCUCUGGUUCUGCAGGUCUUAUUCCGGGUCUAGGAUGGGGCGGUCCUCCAAAGACAAGAGGGACAUAUACUACCGUCUUGCUAAGGAAGAGGGCUGGAGGGCCAGGAGCGCUUUCAAGCUGCUGCAGCUGGACCACCAGUUCAACCUGUUUUCAGGUGUGAACCGAGCCGUGGAUCUGUGUGCAGCACCAGGCAGCUGGAGUCAGGCUCUCAGCCGCAAACUCAGAGGCGGAGAGGAGGAGGUGAAGAUUGUUGCAGUGGACCUGCAGGCCAUGGCUCCUCUACCAGGAGUCACUCAGAUUCAGGGAGACAUCACUAAGGUGUCCACAGCUCAAGAGAUAAUCCGUCACUUCGAGGGACAGCCUGCCAACCUGGUGGUGUGUGAUGGAGCUCCAGACGUAACUGGACUCCAUGAUGUGGAUGAGUAUAUCCAGGCUCAGCUCCUAUUAGCUGCUCUGAACAUCACCACUCACAUCCUGACACCUGGAGGAACUUUUGUAGCCAAGAUCUUUAGAGGUAAAGAUGUAACUCUACUGUACUCUCAGCUGAAGAUCUUCUUCAGCAGUGUGACUUGUGCCAAGCCUCGCAGCAGUAGAAACUCGAGCAUUGGUGAGCCAUCACCGUUGGGACCAAUCACAGAGCACCUGCAGCUGGAAACCUCUCCCACUUUUUUGUUGGAGUCCUUUGUGGUUUGUCAGAAUUAUUCUCCCCCAGAGGGUUAUAUCCCCAACAUGUCCAACCCUCUGCUGGACCAAUCAUAUGAUGUGGACUUCAACCAGCUAGAAGGAUCAAACCGUGUCAUUGUUCCCUUCUUAGCAUGUGGAGACCUCAGCGCCUUCGAUUCGGACAGAACCUAUCCCCUACAGCUUGAUGCUGGUAAAGAAUACGAGUACAUCCCCCCCACACAGCCACCUAUCCGGCCUCCAUAUGAGCAGGCCUGCCAUUUUCGCAAACACAACUUGCUGUCCAGAGAGGAUGCUCCUCCCAUCAGUCCCAUCCACAGCCAAGAAGAACGGGAACCAGCCAAAACCUCAUGACCCUUAAGUCGUGCUAGUGGAAAAAGGCCUUGGACAUUCUGCAGAUCAUAAUCUGUUAAGUCGUUCUGGUUCCCCAAGCAGUAGGAUGUGUUUUAAUGAGCUGACAUCUGAAAAAUAAAGGCUAUGACAUCUUACUGUA
Molecule: messenger RNA, 1198 nt
Organism: Poecilia latipinna (sailfin molly)
Lineage: Eukaryota; Metazoa; Chordata; Actinopteri; Cyprinodontiformes; Poeciliidae
Gene: ftsj1
Product: FtsJ RNA 2'-O-methyltransferase 1
Exons: 10
Coding region: 58-1059 (333 amino acids)
Biological process (GO): cytoplasmic translation; tRNA methylation
Cellular component (GO): cytoplasm
Molecular function (GO): tRNA methyltransferase activity
Source: RefSeq, a predicted model, not a curated record